AAUGAAUCCCAAUGAUGAACAGUAGAGACUAUACUAAAUGUUCUAAUAAAUGGCAGGUCCUGAUACAUAUGGUAGAAUGAUUUAGAUGCCUAAUUCUCCUUAUUAUCCUUGCUGGGGACCUCCAUUUCCUUAACCAAUAAUGGGACCAUCUCCAAAUUAAAAAUAUCCAUUUCCUGAAUAAUUUGUGCAUGAUUAGGCACUCUAAAUGAAUUCGCUUCCACCAAAUUAAAGCGGAUUAAACCUAAAUGGUAUACCAUAAGGUUUACAAAACAUGCCUCCAAUGCCUAUGGGUUUGCCACCAGGUUUUGGAAUGCCUUCAUUAGGUCCUGGUCAAAUUCCAUAAGGACCUAUGGGACCUCCAUAAAUGGGUAAUAUGGGACCUAUGGGUGGAAUGAGUGCCAUAGGACCAGGUGGUAUCCAAAUACCUGGAAUGGGACCAAUACCUUAAGGACCUCUUGGUUAAAUGCCACCUUUUGACUUUUAAUUUAAAUAAUAACUUCCUUAACCACCAUCUCUAAACCAGAAUCAAAUGAUUUCUCCACAAUAGCAAUAAUUAUAAUAGUAACACUAAAUUUAGCAAUAACACUAACAAUAACAAUAACAAUAAUAACAAUAAUAAUAAUAAUAAUAAUAAUAAUAAUUAUUAUUAUAAUAAUAAUAAUAAUAAUAAUAAUAAUAAUAAUAAUAAUAACAAUAAUAAUAAUAAUAAGUUUCUUUAUAAUAAUAAUCUUCUGGAUAAUCAACUUAGAAUAAUGGCGUAGCUCAAUAAAAUUUAGAAUAAGGUAACUUAUUUUAUUAAUAUGUAGGAUUUUCACAAGUUGUUAAUGAAUUUUAACUAAAAAUUUUAAACAUGUUUGUUAUGUAAAAUUAAAUGUUACUUGAUUUCAAAAAUAAGAAUGCAAGUUUGGAAAAUACUAUUACAUCUAUUUUAGAUGAAAUAACAAAUUUACAAAAAAUUGUAGAAUAAAAAUUUGAUAAUGGUCAAGCUGAUGACUUUAUGAGUAGAUGUAAAUCAAACAAUUAUAUCUUAUAGUAUCAAUACCAAACUAAGAAAUGACACAAAACAAUAUUUUAUUGAAGUCCUUAUAAUACAAUUAGACUGAUUUUUUAUAUCAAUUAGUUUUAACAAAUGAUUUAGAAUAACCAUUAUUCAAAGAUAAAAAUUUUAAUUUAGAUAUUGCUCUUAAAGAUAUGAAAGGAAUGAAUAUUAAAAAUAAAAAUAAAAUAGAAUUAGAAGUUCAACUAUAUUCAUCAGAUGAUAAACCAGUGCUUUUGUUAUCAAAUUCUUAAAAUUAAGCAAUUCUAAGAUAACCUGAAGAUAAUGUUUGGUUAGAAGAUGGUAUAUCUAAUAUUGAAAAACUAUAAAUAAAUGAAGUUACUUCUCAUUAUCAAAAUGGUUGGAUAUAUUUAGUUGUUUAUCCAAUAAAAAAUGAUACUAAGAUUGUAUCAGAGGAAAUUAAUCCAGCUUAAAUUAAACCUUUAAUAUACAAAGUUAGUGUAAAAUCUAAGAAAACCUAGAAAAAGUAUUUUUAAAUAUUAAAUUAGGUCAUCUCGUUCAAGAUCAAGAUCACAUGAAAGAUUACGUAGACUAGAAAAGUUAGACAAUAAGUCAAGUUCAGAAUCUGAAAAUCCCAUUUAAUAAGAAAAUGAGAAUUGUUAAAGAAAUGUUGAAAUGUAAUAGGAAAAAGAAAAUAGAAAUAAUGAAGAAUAGUAAUCACUAUAUCAAGAACAAGAAAAAGAACAACAACAAUAAUAAUAAUAAUAAAACCAAGAAUAAGAAAAGGAAGAGAUAUAUUAAAAUAAUGAAUCUGAACCUUGAGAUCUGUAAUGUAUUUGUG
Molecule: messenger RNA, 1838 nt
Organism: Paramecium sonneborni
Lineage: Eukaryota; Ciliophora; Oligohymenophorea; Peniculida; Parameciidae
Source: the annotation of a GenBank genome assembly